GCCCACCCGUCACGCAUUGAAUUCCGCCCGCACUCAGUCCUGAUGGUUGGAGUGGUCUCGGUCUCUUCCUUUUCUCAAUUACUCCUCGCACUGCUUCGGGUCUUCAAGACUUUGUAUUUGUCUGGGAAUUCCGCGGCUUUACAUUCGCAGCACCCUCGCGUGACGCUCCCGCAAGCGCACUGCGAAUGGGGGGGCUCCCCUGGGGGGAUUAGGUCCUCGAGGCAGCACCGAGGAGGGUCCGACGAGGUGCGACGCCUCCUUGGGUUCUUGCCUCAUAGUCUCCGGGGAGGUGUAGUACGUGCAAUGCGUCCCCUCUGGGCCGGAGCGGAGCGACGGCCAGGGCGAGGCGCAGCAAGCCACUCAGAGGGUGGAGGCAGUACUGAGGAGGGAACGACGAGGCCGGCAGCCCAUAGAUCCACGGCCGGCCAGCCUCUACAGACGCAUACGGCGCGUUACACAUCCCUUUUGGGUUGGAGAGGAGCAACGGACAGGGAGAGGCCUAAUGAGCACCAGGAAGACUAUAGCCUGCAUGGAUAUGGCAGACGCAGGGGACACAUCCUCGGGGCCAGAGCGUAGCGAGGGCCGCGCGCAGGGCAACAGCGCACCGAGGAUCAAGGCAACGUCGCAAUGGAUGGGAAGCUCAAGCUCGGGCUUGGUGAGAAGAGGACAGCAGGAGGACACGAGCGCGAUCGGGUGCGAGUCUCAGCUGGCGAUCAUUUCCAUUUCUUUCUUUUCUUUUCCUCCAUUUUUUCAAGGCUUUACGACUGCUCACGAAACACGAUUUUGUAUCUCUUCACGACUUUGCAGCUGAACGAGGCACCUCGAGAGUGGGGGGCUUUGUGGAGACCUGGACCUUACGGGUCAGGGCUACUCUCGAGUCACCUCGCUCGAGGACUCUUCUUUGUAUUUACCUCACGCUUGAUUGAUAAGAUUAGAUACGUAGUGGUCUAAAAGGCCCAUUACAUACGAAUAUAUCAUCCUUUCCUACUUCCAUCUACCUUUUCGCCAG
Molecule: messenger RNA, 1009 nt
Organism: Schizophyllum commune H4-8
Lineage: Eukaryota; Fungi; Basidiomycota; Agaricomycetes; Agaricales; Schizophyllaceae
Exons: 1
Coding region: 43-576 (177 amino acids)
Source: RefSeq, a predicted model, not a curated record